GCCAUUUUGGAGUCGGAGAACCGAGUGUCGGCAGCAGCAUCGAGAGAGACGAAAAAGGGGGAUACGGGGCCAAGGUCUUUUUAAUUCCAUUUGUCUUACUGCUCAUCUUGGAAUUAAAAAUGAUGUCCCUUAUUCAGAAGUAAAAGUUCCCACCCUCUUGGGUGGAGGUGUCUGUCCUGCAUGGCGUCGGGGCUGGGGCGGCAGGAGACUGUGGUGUCGGGCAGUUCUGGCCUUGCCAAGCCCCUCCACUUGCAACGCAUUGAGAGAGCCCUGAGGUUGGACAGCUUUCUCCGCCAGACUGCUGCCAUCUUCAACAGAGAUAUAACCAGUGAUGACAGUGAUGACAGUGAUGGUACAUUGGGAGAGGGACUAUCUCUGGACCCCACCAAUCAUCACACACUUCUGACAGUGAAGGAUGAGUCAUGUGACCAAGAGGGUGGGUUAACGGAGGGUAAGCCCCUCAAUGGGAUCCUGCUGCAAGCCAAAGAUCAAAAGACAGACAAAACCAGCCUUUAUAAUUUCUCCAAACUAAAGAAGAACAGAAAAUGGCUUAAGAGUAUCCUGUUGAGUGAUGACACCACUGACUCAGACACGGACUCUGACAACUCCGACUUCACUAUGUCCAGGGAGGAGCUGCAUGACAUGCUUCGGCUACACCGUUACACCAGGCAGCACCAAAGCAAGUUCCACUCUGACCGGGAGCUCCACCAAUACCAGUACUACAGCACAGGACUCCUUUCGACCCAUGACCCCUUUUAUGAACAACAGCGACACCUAUUGGGGCCAAAGAAGAAGAAACUCAAAGAUGAGAAGAAGUUCAAGGCCAAACUGAAGAAAGUAAAGAAGAAGAAGAAGCGAGGAGAGGGGGACUUCCUGGAUGAGGGGCGUCCCUAUGUCACUAAGAUCUUCGCCAAGUUUUCCCAUGAUGCCCCACUGCCCAUAGUGAAGAAGAAACACCUGACCGUCGAACAACUGAAUGCACGGCGACGCAAAGUUUGGCUCACCAUUGCCAAGAAAGAGAUCCCCAAGUCUUUCAAGCAGAAAACCUCAGCCAAGAACCUUGUAUUGACCAAUGCUAAAAAGCUGGCUCACCAGUGCAUGAGAGAGGUGCGGCGCGCUGCCAUCCAAGCACAGAAGAACUGCAAGGAGACGUUGCCCCGUGCCCGUCGCCUCACCAAGGAAAUGAUGCUCUAUUGGAAGAAGUAUGACAAGGUAGAGAAGGAGCACAGGAAGCGGGCAGAGAAGGAGGCUCUGGAGCAGCGUAAGCUGGAUGAGGAGAUGAGGGAGGCCAAGCGACAGCAGCGCAAACUGAAUUUCCUCAUCACCCAGACAGAGCUGUAUGCUCAUUUUAUGGGUGGCAAAGCCAGCGCAGGGGGUCCAAUAGGAGAUGUGGCACAGGAGGAAAUUCUGAGGAAGCUGGAAGACACCUCGGCUCAGAGGCAGAUUGACAUCGGGGGAGGGGUGAUGGUCAACAUGGGGCAGGAGGACUAUGAUAGUGAAUAUUACAAAUCCCAGGCCCUAAGGAAUGCCAAAGAAGCCUAUCAGAUUCACCAGGAGAAAACACGUAUGUUUGAUGAGGAGGCCAAAGACAGUCGCAGUGCCUCUCUGAAUGCAGCCAGUGGUGCAGCCUCAGCCUCGGGUUCUGGGUUUGGAGAGAGCUACAGCCUGUCCAACCCUUCCAUCCAGGCUGGUGAGGACAUCCCUCAGCCCACCAUCUUCAAUGGCAAACUUAAGGGCUACCAGCUCAAAGGCAUGAACUGGCUGGCCAACCUUUAUGAGCAGGGCAUUAAUGGAAUCCUGGCAGAUGAAAUGGGACUUGGAAAGACGGUCCAGAGUAUUGCGCUGUUGGCGCACCUGGCAGAGAGAGACAACAUCUGGGGUCCGUUCCUGAUCAUCUCCCCUGCUUCCACACUCAACAACUGGCAUCAGGAGUUCACCCGCUUUGUGCCUAAAUUCAAGGUGUUGCCGUACUGGGGGAACCCACAUGAUCGCAAAGUGAUUAGAAAAUUCUGGAGCCAGAAAACGUUGUACACGCAGAAUGCACCGUUCCAUGUGGUAAUCACCAGUUACCAGCUUGUGGUCCAGGAUGUCAAGUACUUUCAGAGAGUCAAGUGGCAGUAUAUGGUUCUGGAUGAGGCCCAGGCACUCAAGAGCAGCACCAGUGUUCGGUGGAAGAUCCUCCUCCAGUUCCAGUGUCGAAACAGGUUGCUGCUCACUGGGACACCAAUCCAGAACACUAUGGCUGAGCUGUGGGCCCUGCUCCACUUCAUCAUGCCCACCUUGUUCGACUCCCAUGAAGAGUUCAACGAGUGGUUUUCCAAAGACAUCGAGAGCCACGCUGAGAACAAAUCUGCCAUCGACGAGAACCAGCUCUCCAGGCUGCACAUGAUCCUCAAGCCCUUCAUGUUGCGCAGGAUCAAGAAAGAUGUGGAGAAUGAGCUCUCGGACAAGAUUGAGAUCCUGACAUACUGCCAGCUGACCUGUCGACAGAGGCUCCUCUACCAGGCACUGAGGAACAAGAUUUCCAUCGAGGACCUCCUCCAGUCCUCCAUGGGCACAGCCCAGCAAGCCCACAGUACCACUUCAUCUCUCAUGAACCUGGUUAUGCAAUUCAGGAAGGUGUGUAACCACCCUGACUUGUUUGAGCGGCAGGAGACACGCUCUCCUUUCCAUAUGUCCCUCAAGCCCUACUUCAUGUUGAAGUUCCUCUACCGCCAAGGCCUCUUACACACAUUCAGCCAGAACAAGCUACUUCAGGUGCUGCUGUCUCCCUUUUCGCCAAACCACAUUCAGCAGUCUCUUUUUCACAGGAGAGGCAACGACCAAGGGAGCUGUUUCUCUUUUCUGCGCUUCAUCGAUGUGUCACCAGCUGAGAUGUCCAACCUCAUGCUUCAAGGCACUCUAGUCAGGUGGUUAGCCCUUUUUCUGGCCCUGAAAGCUGCCUACCGGCUCCACCAUCAACGUCUUUUUGGCCUUGAGAAGGAGGGCAUGGACGGAGCAAGUCUAUGGCCCAGGAGUAUGUGUCUCUCUCACAGAGAUCUGAUUCUUUGGCCUGACCGACCCACCGCCUUCCCCAACACACACACCAGCCCUGUACUACAGGCCUUGGUGUUCACAGCACACAAGCAAGGUGUGGUGGGACACAGAGAUGUGGUGAUUCACAGCCGAAACGCUGCAGUCUCCACUUUACGGCCCUGCCAGCUCACACUGCUGCCCAAGUUCCUGCUUACCACUACACCCAGGGUGACAGCGAUGCCUAUGGAGCGUUACUGUGCUGACCGCAGUGCUGAGUAUGAGUGGCGGCUGACACGCAGUGGUGGCGGUGUGGUCUCCAAACAGUGUUUCUUCUACGGCUCCCCCGAACUUGCCUCUGAUUGGUGCACCAGUGCCAAUACUUUCCAUCCACAAACCCCAGGGGGUGUGAUGGCCCUCUACCCUCGCCACGGCUGGUCCUUCAUUAGAAUACCUGAUAAGGAGAGCCUUAUCACAGAGAGUGGCAAGCUGCGUACCUUGGAUGUCCUGCUGAGUCGUCUAAAGGCCCAGGGACACAGAGUCCUCAUCUACUCUCAAAUGACGCGAAUGAUAGACCUGUUGGAGGAGUACAUGGUUCACCGCAAGCACACCUACAUGCGUCUGGAUGGAUCCUCCAAGAUCUCCGAACGUAGAGAUAUGGUGGCAGACUUCCAGAGCCGAACGGACAUCUUUGUUUUUCUCCUGAGUACGCGGGCUGGAGGACUCGGCAUCAACCUGACUGCUGCUGACACUGUGAUCUUCUACGACAGCGACUGGAACCCCACAGUGGACCAACAAGCCAUGGACAGGGCACAUAGGUUGGGCCAGACUAAGCAGGUCACUGUCUACCGCCUCAUCUGCCAGGGUACCAUCGAGGAGAGGAUCCUGCAGCGCGCCAAGGAGAAGAGCGAGAUCCAAAGGGUGGUGAUCUCAGGGGGCAACUUCAAGCCCGACACCCUCAAACCCAAAGAGGUGGUCAGCCUGCUACUGGAUGAUGAUGAGCUGGAGAAGAAAUUGCGUCUGAGACAGGAGGAGAAGCGGCAGCAGGAGGAAAGCAGCAAGGUGAAAGAUCGUAGGAGGAAGAGAGAGAAGUACGCCGAGAAGAAGAAGAACGAGGAGUCUGAGCCCAAGAAGAGAAAGGAGGUGAACCUUGUCAUCUCCCAUGCCCCUUCAGCAGACAACUCCAAUCUCUCUGCUGACGGUGACGAUUCCUUCAUCAGCGUUGACAUGGACUCAGCCAUGCCCAGCCCCUUCAGCGAGAUCUCCCUGAAUAGCGAGCUGCAACCUGGCUCGCUGCCACCAGAUGCCGAUGCCGAUGACAGCAGCAGUGACAUGCUGGUCAUCGUGGACGAGCCGAUGUCUUCGGCGCCGCAGUCCCGCGCCACCAACUCCCCUGCCUCCAUCGCCGGCUCGGUCUCAGACAACAUGAAUGGUAUUUCAGGCCAGGAUACAAUCAGUUCUGGUCGGGGGCGGUCUGGGCGGAGCCGGGGGCGACCAAAAGGAUCUGGAGGCGGAGCGAAAUCAGGAAAGGGCCGAGGGCGCAAGUCGACAGCGGGCAGUGCAGCAGCAAUGGCAGGAGCAAUGGCAGGGGCAGCAGCUGCAUCGGCAGCAGCAUAUGCCGCCUAUGGCUACAGUGUUUCCAAGGCAGGUCUCCCUGCAGCCAGCACCCUGCAGCCGUCUCUGGGUCGGUCUGGCACCAGUCCAGCAUUCAGCCCGACCAGCAGCUCCUCCCCCCAGGCCAAAGGGGGCACAGGCACCCCCAGCCCCCACAAACAGCCAGCCCACAGCCACCACCACAGCAGCCACAGUUCAGCCAGGAAGGGGAAGGGCCCAAGUGGUCCAGGGGCUCGAUAGUGUGAGCUCGUGGGAUGCUCUCUCUCUCUCUCUCUCUCUCUCUCUCUCUCUCUCUCUCUCUCUCUCUCUCUCUCUCUCUCUCUCUCUCUCUCUCUCUCUCUCUCUCUCUCUCUCUCUCUCUCUCUUUCUCUCUGCAUGCAUUCACAUAAAACUGACCAUCACUCACUGUGACCACAUGGAUGCUGUGCUCCUGAACCAAUUAAAAUGGGGGCCUGUAUUAACAGUAGCUGAAGCGCAGCACCUGGACGCCCAUCUUGUAGCAGCAAGCCCAGCGACUGAAAGGACCGUCUGCACAGACAACACACAAUCAUUCAUAGGUACAAUACAUCGCCAUCCCUCCUAGCCCAUGUUGCAUCCGUCUUAUUUUCAUGAGCCUGCAUUGUCAGGAGAAUUUCUCUUAAGUAUUUUCAGUUGUAUUGUGGCAAGAGUAUCCCAAGAGCUUUUUUUUUUCCUUUUUUUUUUUUUGGAGAGAGAGAACUGUCUUUUUUCUUUUUGCUGCAUUUGUGACACAUGGGAUCGCUGAUAUCCUAGACAGUUGUGGCAUUUCAUCAGACUUAAAGGAACAUUAUUAUGCAUAAAGGGCUUUGAAAACCUUUUGCUCAUCAUAGGAGUGAUCUGAGGAGUCUCUGUCACAUGCACUGAGCCAUGUCUUCCGUUAAUCUGUUUCAUCUGUAGUGUUUUCAGUUCUUACACACGUAGAUUAACUCCUCCACAGAUACUGCUCGGUGACCUUGUAUUUCUGAACAAAAUGUGAACCCAUGUAACACAUACAGCUUUUGUACCAUAUAGCUCUUAUUUUUAUAAUGAAAAACGUGAGUACCAAUGUCAGUAUUACAAAUUUGAAUAUUUAGGAAAAAAAAUUUAAAUCAUUAAAUCAGUUCAAUUGAAAUGCGAUGGGGAAUAAAAUGCAGCAGUGCUGUCAAUUUUUUGCCUGCUGGACAAAUAGAAUGAAACAUUUGGAAAGUUGAAAUAUCCUGUUCCAUAUUCAGGGGCACUACAUGAUAACGCUAUGCGGCAGAACAGUAAAUUAAUAGCUGACUCAAACUUAAGAAUGUCUAAUGUAUACAUUACAUGGGUUUAGUUAAAAGGGGGCGAUUCGUGACCUUUGUGAAAUUCACAUAUAUUGUAAAUUGUAAUGAAAGCUAUUUUAUUUUUCAAAAAAUUAAAAUAAUAUUUCUGAUGAGCGGUCUGCGGUUCCCUUUGAUGUUAUUUUUUAGAAAAGGCUUAAGUUGAUGUCCUUUGUUGAGCACUACAUCUGUCAUGAGUUUGUUUUGUGGUAUAGCCUAAAUUUGAUGUUCUAUAUUGAUGUACAUAAUAUUGAGAGAAGCAUCUUCGCUUGUCUUUUCCCCUUGUUUGCUUGUCUAUUUUUAUAGAUCACAUGUACAUAUGAAAAACACCUGCCAUUUUACUAACAGGAAAAGCCAGUUGAAAAUAAAGA
This is a messenger RNA of Lampris incognitus (smalleye Pacific opah), 6304 nucleotides long. It is a transcript of the gene ino80, whose product is annotated as INO80 complex ATPase subunit. The transcript has 37 exons. NCBI's taxonomy places the organism in Eukaryota, Metazoa, Chordata, Actinopteri, Lampriformes, Lampridae. Gene Ontology annotation, cellular component: nucleus; Ino80 complex. Bases 181 to 4866 code for a protein of 1561 amino acids. Gene Ontology annotation, molecular function: DNA binding; ATP hydrolysis activity; ATP-dependent chromatin remodeler activity. Gene Ontology annotation, biological process: chromatin remodeling; DNA repair; DNA-templated transcription. The record is from RefSeq and is a predicted model, not a curated record.